GUGUCCCCCCCUCGGUCCUGCUCUCAAAUGUGUCCCCCUCUAGCUCAGCGGUUGGCCAUGAACAGCCCCGAGUUAUGAGAACGGCUGAAACCGGUCGCACAAAGCCUUCGAUACGACGCGGGGCAAAGGAUGGCAUCCCCCUCACCUCAUAAUCGCAGCCGAAACGAGGACGAGGAUGACCCUGUGGAUCGUAUGAUAUCGCAGACCGGCUGUGCUGAGCUCCACUAUGCCGUGCAGGAGUGCAUGGCCGAACACCAGGACUGGCGCAAGUGCCAGCGUCAGGUCCAGACCUUCAGAGACUGCAUGACGGCGUACCAGAAGAUGCGGAAAGAACUGAUAAAACAGCAGAGAGCCUCCACAGAGUCGGCUCAGAGUUGAACGCCACCUCACAAACUGUUUAAAUCAUACCCUGUGAGUCUGGAUAAAGACCUUUUUUUAAACAUUCUGCAGGAUCUAAUAUGACUAUCUUUUAAUUUAUUAACAAACUGACCCUGAAAUGGAAACCCAGCUAGAAAUGUUAAAAUUAAUAAAAGUAUUUCAUUGCCGUUUA
Lampris incognitus (smalleye Pacific opah) is the source of this 550-nucleotide messenger RNA. RefSeq names its product cytochrome c oxidase assembly factor 4 homolog, mitochondrial (gene coa4). Bases 130 to 378 code for a protein of 82 amino acids. Lineage: Eukaryota; Metazoa; Chordata; Actinopteri; Lampriformes; Lampridae. The record is from RefSeq and is a predicted model, not a curated record. Gene Ontology annotation, cellular component: mitochondrial intermembrane space. The transcript has 2 exons. Gene Ontology annotation, biological process: mitochondrial respiratory chain complex IV assembly.